Drosophila busckii is the source of this 6498-nucleotide messenger RNA. It is a transcript of the gene asp, whose product is annotated as protein abnormal spindle. Bases 63 to 5957 code for a protein of 1964 amino acids. Gene Ontology annotation, cellular component: spindle pole. The transcript has 6 exons. Gene Ontology annotation, molecular function: protein binding. Lineage: Eukaryota; Metazoa; Arthropoda; Insecta; Diptera; Drosophilidae. Gene Ontology annotation, biological process: mitotic cell cycle; spindle organization; establishment of meiotic spindle localization. The record is from RefSeq and is a predicted model, not a curated record.
UGUUAUUUACACAUACAUUUUUGAAGAUAAUAUAAUAAUAGUGUACCUAAUUUUCUAUUGCGAUGAGUGCCUUUGAGAUAAAUGUGACCCCUUCCCGACUUAGGAAAAAAAAACGCCUAGAAGGGCGCGAACCAACUGUUGUGGUCAUGGCGCCAUUUUCAGCCAAAGCUAUUGUUCAAUUCGAGGAUGUGCCUAUUUCCAAAACAGCUAAAAGAAUUUUACGCGUUCUAAAUACCAGCGAUGAGGACAUAGAGGUCAAAGUAAGCCGUCCCAUAAAACAAGAGCAUCAUCUUUGUAUUCAGUGGCUGCAGCACACUAUUCCCAGGUGCGAUGAGGUAUCUAUGGAACUUGUGUGGAAUCCACAGAAUGAAACUGCAUGCAAGGAGACUUUACAGCUGCUUGAUAAUCGCAAUUUCCGGAAAGACGUUGUGGUUAUACUAAAAUCAAAACACAAUCAACCCGAAAAGCUUGCACGAAAAUUUCCCACUAUAGGUAAAAAGCUGCAGCUAAAAUCACCCACUGGUAACCGCAAAUCACAAAAAUCCGUUACAUCAACAAUGUCUAAAAAAGAAUCUAUUAUUACGCACGCACGAGCUACAGUUUAUAAGUCGGCCCUUCAUAUUGGUACAUCAACCGUUUCACAAUCACCACUUAUCGAACGCAAUAUAUUUAAAUCAGCAUUAGUAAAUCCCGCGAUCCAAACGCAGCACGAGCAGCCCGUAGCUCAAUCACAUUUAUUACCGCUUUCAAUUUGCUCCAAAGAGAAUGUCAGUCCUGUUCAACCCAGCAACGUCCUCAGCAUAAUUGAGAAGAUGAAAUUUACUCCAUUGGCUGAUAAAAAACCCGUAGCUACAUCUACAGCUUUCAUAGACAACCUGAAAGCCUGGCCCACACCUACAUUGGAGAGAAACAUAGCACGUCAGGUUGACAGCAACGAUAUAUGCCCUCGUAGUCUGAAUCCUGCGUUGGCUGAGGAAAUCAUGGAUGUUUCCUGCUUGUUAGCUAGUCAAAUGGCAACAAACAAAACAUUCGAUAUUAAGAUAUCAGAUUCAAUUAAUUUGUCUGUGGAUACCUUGCACUCCAAAAAAGAUGAGAUAGUGAUGCAUACGGCUAAUGAGACUUUAAACCAAACAACAACUAUUUUGAAUGCGCCAGAAUCGCAAGUAUUAAGUUGCAUAAGUGAAGAAGAAGAUAUUCAAGCAGCCAAUAAUUAUAUGGUAAUUAAAGCACAUCCUGAAACUAGAGCACAUGAUAUGAAAAAAGAUAUACAAUUAGUGGGGUCGCCAUUGCGAAAGUACUCUGAGUCAAUGAAAAAUUUAAAUCUGUUGUCUCCUCAAAACAAAAUUGCAAUUCAGGGUUCGAUGCCAAAUCUGAACGAAAUGCUGCCACUACGAUCUAUAGAACAAAACCGUUACUAUGAGAAUCAUCAAAUAUCUAAUGAUUUAAUGCAUCGCAAGAUGCCAUUCCUAAACAGCUCAUCUAGCAGUGAAGUGAGCAUUCUAUUGCAUCACGAUGUGCAAUUUAACCAAUACGAGAUUUUAGCCCAAUCUAGUCGCUUCAACCUACAUGAAGUCGGUAGUAAAACAAAGCCUAUAAAUCAUGCGCUCCAAAGUAUCAAGCGACGCUCAUGCGAGCUGAGUCUAUCAGAUGCAACCAGCAAUGAGACCUUACAUCGCAGUGAAACAAUUAUUAUCUCACCGCCCAAGAAGCAACGCUUUGAUGUGGUAAUUAACACACCAAUCAAUUCGUUAAGGCCGGGCAUUAGGUCAUGGCCGCACCCACAAUCUAAGAAGAUUAAGAUGCCACAAGGGUUUGAUAAAAAGCCAAUGGCUACAAUUAAUGCGAAAGAGCAGAAAAUCCAUACAGAAAAGCUUUAUGAUACCGCCCUGUUUUUGCAAUCGUGUAUUAAUCUCGAUCCGUUUGCAGCCAGUACAACUGCUGAUCCAUUUCUAGCAGCAACCAUUUAUCUUGAUGAACGCUCUGUUGAGCGGCAUCAAAUUGAUUUUAAAAAGUGGUUAAAUGCCUUAGUUAGCAUUCCUGCUGAUCUCAAUGCAGAUUGUAACAACAAAAUCGACUUUGGAAAACUAUUUAAUGAGGUUCGAAAUAAAGAAUUUUCUUUGGCACCUACUAAAGAAGUUCAAUCGAUGACUUAUUUAACCAACAUUCGCCUGGAGUCAUUACGUCGAGCUGCCGUUGAAUUAUUUUUAAGCGAGCCAAUGCGUCUACCAUGUUCCAAAGUGGCUGUUUAUAUACAAAAGCAGGCAAUCCGCAUACGCUUGGAUCGUAAUUUGCAUCUGGAUGUUGUCAUGCAGCGUUCAAUGCUUGAGUUGCUGCUAUGCUUUAAUCCGCUCUGGCUACGACUUGGCCUUGAAGUAAUUUUUGGUGAAAAAAUUCAUCUGCAGUCUAACCGCGAUAUUGUUGGACUAAGCACCUUCAUUCUGAAUCGCUUAUUUCGCAACAAAAGUGAUGUUAGUCGAUUUAGCAAAGCGUUCAUGCUUACCGAGCAGUAUUCGGAGGCAAUUAAAAAGCACACAUUGCAAAAGGUACUAUUUUUGUUAUUGUUUCUCGAUCAAGCCAAGCAGCUUCGUAUAGUAAAACACAACCCAUGCCUAUUUGUUAAAACAUCUCCAUACAAGGAGACGAAAGACAUACUUCUGCGAUUUUCCUCAGAGCUUUUGGCAAACGUUGGCGACAUAAGCCGGGAGCUGCGUCGAUUAGGUUAUGUUCUUCAACACAAACAAACAUAUCUCGAUGAAUUCGAUUAUGCUUUUAAUAAUCUGGCAGUUGAUCUGCGAGAUGGAGUGCGGCUGGCGCGUGUAAUGGAGAUCAUUCUUUUGCGAGAGGAUCUUACUAAGCAGCUUCGAGUUCCAGCUAUUUCCCGUCUGCAGAGAAUUUAUAACGUUAAACUAGCUUUGCAGGCCUUAAGUGAUGCCAACUUUCAGCUGGCCGGGAAUAUUUCGGCGGCGGACGUAGUGGAUGGUCAUAAAGAAAAAACACUAUCACUUCUCUGGCAAUUGUGUUAUAUGUUUCGUUCGCCCAAAUUUCAUGCUGCUGCACGUGUGGUGCAACUGUGGUGGCGUCGUCGUUGGUUAAGCGUCAUUAUAUAUCGUCGCAUUUGUUACAAAAAGCACAUGAUCAUAGAACUUGCUACCAUCCGUAUACAGGCCGUAUUUCGAGGACACCAGACGCGCAAAAAUUUAAAACUCUACAAGGAAACACGAUUGCUUGCUGCAAUUGUUUUACAAAAGCAUACGCGUAAAUUUUUGGCGCAGAAGCACUUUUUUUAUGUGUAUAAUUGCAUAUUACGCAUUCAGGCUUGGUGGAGAGCUCAACAACUGGGCAGCAGUUGUCGCCAAAACUUUCAGCAAUUGCAAAAUUCAGUUUUAUUUCUGCAACGCACAUGGCGUCGGCGUAUUUUUGUACGUCAACUUCAGUCUGCAAUGCGUAGUGAACGAUUGCAACGUGAACAGAAACAUCAAGCAUCGGCUAUUUGCAUUCAAAUAUAUUGGCGAGCGCACUGCCUUUCCCAGCGAGAGAGACAGCUUUUUAUUCAAAAGCGUAAUGCGGUAAUACUAUUGCAACAACGUUUGCGGUCAAGGUGGUUAAUGCAUCAUUGCCGUAGAGAAUACAAGCAGAUGCAACGAUCUGCUCUACUUAUACAGCAACGUUUUCGAGCUCAUCAAAAGAUGCUGCAGGAAAAACGUGCCUAUGCAAAAUAUCGUCAGUGUGUAGUAAAAUUACAAGUGCAUUGGAGGGCCACACUAUAUAUGAGGCAAGCGCUCAAAUUCUAUCAAAAGUUAAAAUUCAACACAAUUGUAGUACAGAGAAGGUGGCGUGCCCGUCUGCACAUGCAACAGUUGCGAAUGAAUUAUCUUAAGCUUAAGCAAUGCGUCACUCUCUUGCAACAACGCUAUCGUGGCCGUCUGGCUAUGCUCAAGAUUCAGUCCAUCUAUUUUAAAGAUCGUAAAUGUGUUAUUAGACUGCAGCAGCGCUGGCGAGCAAUUUUGGAGAUGCGUAGGCAGCACAUCUUUUAUCUGAAACUUAAAUUUUACACAAGUGUGAUACAGAGGAAAAUUCGGACAAGAUGGCAAAUGCACCGAGAAUGUCAAGCUUUUAAGCAGCUUAAAUGCGCUGUGAUUCAUGUACAACAACGGUGGCGAGCUCGUAUACUAAUGCGACAGCUAAGAGCGGACUACCAGCGGCUUCGAAAUGUAGCAAUUUACAUACAGCGCUGCUUCCAUGCAUUAAAGGCCAUGCGCCAUCAUCGUAAAGAGUAUCUUGCAAUCCAGAAAGCCAUUUCUUGCCUGCAAAUUCACUGGCGCAGCUAUUUGCAAGCAACGGAACAACGUCAAAUGUACAUUAGUCUACGUCGAGCAACCAUCACUUUACAACAACGCUUUCGUGCCAAAAAGUCUAUGCGCAAGGAAAGAAACACUUAUAUACAGUUAAGGGUGGCAGUAGUUCAGGUGCAGCGGCGAUUUCGCGCUCAGGUAGAGAUGCGUAAACUAUCUGGGGUCUAUCAAUACCAAUUGGAGAUUAUUGUACGUAUUCAGCGUCAUUUUCGGUCUCGGUUAAGUAUAAAAGAGAGUCGCUCACAGUUUCAACAAAUGCGUCGAGCAGUGCUAAAUAUUCAACGUUGGUGGCGUGAAUUGCAAAAAAUGCGUCGCAUUAGAAAGGAUUUUCAACGUAUACAGUGGGCAAGCUUGUUGCUACAGAAAAAAUGGCGAGCCACAUUAUUAGCUCGCCGCCAACGAGAGAAUUAUGUUCAUAUGGUUCAACAGGUGUGCUUUUUGCAACAGCGUCUGCGCCUAUUGAUUCAGAUGUGGCAUCAACGUCGUCAGUUUAAGAGCUUUCGGCAGUCGGCUAUUGAUCUGCAACGACGUUACCGCGCCCAUCGGAUCAUGAAUGUUACCAGAACAAAAUAUCAGCGGCUUCGCUCAACUGUAAUAUGGAUGCAGCUAAAAUUUCGGGCAAAAAAAAACAUGCAACAGCUGCGUGCUGAGUUUUUAAAAAUACGCAACAUUACAGUACGUUUACAGCAAAAGUUUCGGGGUAAACGCUUAAGAGUUACGUUUCAACAUCUGCGAAGUAGUACUCUAUUUUUUCAGUCACAUGUACGUGGUUUUUUGGCACGAAAAUAUGUCCACACGCUUAUGACGCCUGUAAUGAAGGAACAUCUGAAUCAGAAGCGUGCGGCUUUGGUUAUACAGCGCUAUUGGCGUGGUUAUCGUUCGCGCUGUCAUCUACGAAACGCGGGUCUGCAGCUUAUACGACAGCGUCUUACAAAGCUGCGUCAAAGAAGUGAGGGUAUGAAAACAGUGCGCGCGAAGGUGCAGGAACUAGUUCGUGUACUACGUGGACGAUUUGUAGCGUCGGAGGCACUGGCAGCUCUUAAUCACUUAGAUCGCCUCUCGCGCACGGUGCCUCAUUUGAUGACGUGCUGCUCAGAGUUUUUAUCGUCGUUUUGCUAUGGUAUCAUGGCACAGGCAAUACGUUCGGAGGUUGACAAACAGCUAAUAGAGCGAUGCAGUCGUAUAAUUUUAAAUUUAACACGAUAUAAUUGCAACACCUUUCAAGAAAGCGGUCUGGUGACCAUUGCGCAAAUGUUGUUGCGCUGGUGUGAUAAGGAUAGCGAUAUAUUUAACACUCUAUGCACGCUAAUUUGGAUUUUUUCCCACUGUCCUAACAAACGCAAGAUAAUACAUAAUUAUAUGACAAACACUGAGGCUAUUUACAUGGUACGUGAAACCAAGAAGCUUGUCGCUCGCAAGGACAAAAUGAAGCAAAACGUACGAAAAGCAAUCUGUGGACGCCAUCAUCAAAUAGAAAAUUUUAUGACCGCAAUGCCUCAAGUGGAUCCAGAUUUCGGUUUUAUACGGCGGAAUCCAUAUAUAUUCAUAUCAUCAGUGUUUGCAUUUGAAACGAUUCUUAGCAAGCUUGAAAUUAAUCUUUUUUAGGCAUACCAAUUAUCGUACUACAUUACCCAGAUAUCAAGGAUAUCUCUUAAAUUCAUAGUGAACAAUUAUCUUAACUUAGAGCGUUAUUUGAAUUAUUGUUUUAUGCCCUAUAAAUAAUUGAAAAAUCUCGAUUAUGCUUGCACAUUUAUUAGGACUCAAGACGCUUGCUUAUUAAAAUAUAUACACAAAUUUAAUUAUAUACAAAAAUGAACUACAUUCUUUAAAAAUUACAAAUAAGCAUUGACAUUUCUUGGAUAUAAGUACAUACAUAUUUUAAAGACCAAUCGUGUACAUUUCGAUACAACGACUGCGCUGUCUUGACUGACUGUCGCAAUGCUGUAAGCUAGAUCUAAAUCCCAAUAAAUCUUUUAAGUGUUCUUAAUACGUUAUAUUUUAGACCAUUAAAAUUCAAUUUCAUUUUUGACUUUUACAUCAAGAAUACCUACAAUAUAACUAGCCAUAGAUUAUAAGCUUUAAGAGCAAAAUUGGAAACAUUUGUUAUAUUUUAACACGAAGCGCACACAUACAAAAACGUUUUUAA